UCGCAGCAUAUUUCGGAGCUGUUGUGAACAAUGGCGACGUUUCGACAGAAGUGGAAGUGACAUCCCCGUUAUCAAAUGUGUUUUUACUUAGUAAUAUUAGUGAUUUGUAGAUAUUAGGCAGGAUUCUUAGAACAUAGUAUUAUUUGUGUUUUAACUCGAGAUGGCAAGUAACGCAAACGCAUUGUCCAGUGAUAUAAGUCGACGAAAUCCACAGGACGAAUACGAACUUAUUCAGAGGAUAGGCAGUGGUACCUACGGCGAUGUUUAUAAGGCUAAAAGACUUUCAAUGAACGAUCUUGCUGCCAUCAAAGUUAUCAAACUCGAGCCAGGAGAUGAUUUUGCAAUAAUACAACAGGAGAUUUUGAUGAUGAAAGAUUGUACGCAUCCCAACAUCAUUGCAUACUAUGGAAGUUAUCUACGAAGAGAUAAAUUAUGGAUUUGUAUGGAGUACUGUGGUGGUGGGUCGCUUCAAGAUAUCUACCAUAUCACUGGACCAUUAUCUGAGAUCCAGAUAGCUUACAUGUGUCGUGAGACGCUUCUAGGGCUAUCUUAUUUACAUGAAAAAGGGAAAAUGCAUAGGGAUAUCAAAGGUGCCAACAUUUUACUCACAGACAGUGGAGAUGUAAAAUUGGCAGACUUUGGUGUGUCUGCUCAGAUUACAGCCACCAUCAACAAAAGAAAAAGUUUCAUUGGAACACCUUAUUGGAUGGCACCAGAGGUCGCUGCUGUAGAACGAAAAGGUGGCUACAAUCAGCUUUGUGAUAUCUGGGCAUGUGGUAUAACAUCGAUCGAAUUAGCAGAAUUACAGCCACCAAUGUUUGAUCUACAUCCCAUGCGAGUCCUUUUUCUUAUGUCAAAAUCUGGCUUCAAACCACCAACAUUGAAAGACAGGGACAAAUGGAGUCCCACAUUUCACAAUUUCGUAAAAGUUGCGCUCACAAAAAACCCCAAAAAGAGACCAACGGCUGAUAAAUUACUGCAGCAUGCAUUUUUCCAAAGCGAUAUGAGUAAAAGAUUGGCUCUAGAACUGCUUCAAAAAGUUUCAAAUCCAAGCCACAUGUUUACGGAAUUGGAACCUGAUGAUGAUGGCGCAGUGCCGAAUGUCCCUCAGAGGAUAGCAUCGCGGCAUACCGCUAGAUCUCGACAAAGAAGUCCCAUUCCACAAUUAGAUAGCGAUGAUCGAAUAAAUUUAGAUGACGGAACACUGCAGAGAGGCUCCAUAGCUCCUCCAGUGGAUAGUAACCCAGCUUGGGACAUCAUAGACAUUAUGAAUAAUGUCAAGACUGUACAUAAUUGUGACGUGCAUCCUGACUGCGGAAUUGGAACAGCGUUUGAGGACGUCCAAGAAAAUAAGCAUGGAGCUAGAGUUACAACCGAUAGUAGACUGUCACGUCGAAGCAAAACCGGCACCGAGAUUUUACAAAUGAGUCUAAGGAGUCUAUUGCAGUACAUUGAUGAGGAGUUGUUGCUAAGGGGGAAUGCAAUGUCGAUGGUUGCUGGGCAUUGCGAUCAGCUAUACUCCCUGCAAGCUACUUUACCACUCGGAGAAUCAUCUAGUGACUGUGAAGUACACCGUGACUAUUACAACAAUGUGACCGGGUUGCAAGCGAGUCCUAGACGUCACAGCUCUGUGGACGAGUUGUAUGGCUUGGUGAGUGGGUCCCUCUCCUUGGCAGCCAUCAAUGGACAACGUCAGCGAUCGCUCUCGGACAGUGGACCGAGAGAUGAACUGCCACGGUCCAAUGUUCCAGGUGAUAACGAAAUACCUGGUAACGGAGAUGGUGAAAGCGUGGGACCCGAUCUUUUAUCUGACACUCCUCCAGUACCCCCGAGACGGAGGGACAGAAAGAGACACACGCCACCUAGACCUGUCAGUAACGGGCUUCCUCCGACACCGAAAGUCCAUAUGGGAGCAUGCUUUUCGAAGGUAUUCAACGGUUGCCCAUUAAGGAUACACUGUACGGCUAGUUGGAUCCACCCUGACACAAGAGAUCAGCAUUUACUUAUAGCUGCUGAGGAAGGAAUUUACAAUCUGAACUUGAAUGAGUUACACGAAACUGCAAUUGACCAGCUAUAUCCAAGACGAACUAUUUGGAUGUAUGUUAUAAAGGAUGUUCUCAUGUCCUUAUCUGGCAAAACUCCUCAGCUGUAUAGACACGACCUUUUAGCAAUGCAGAGUAAGCAAAUGCACAGGUUUUCGCUCCACAUGAACAGGAUACCUGAGCGAUUAGUACCUAGAAAAUUUGCUCUGACCACCAAAGUUCCAGACACAAAAGGGUGUACAAAAUGUUGUGUCGGUCGAAAUCCUUACAAUGGGUAUAAAUAUCUCUGCGGUGCGAUGCCAGCGGGUAUAUUUCUGAUGCAGUGGUAUGAUCCCCUCAAUAAAUUCAUGCUAUUGAAACACUUCGAAUGCUCGUUACCUUCACCUCUCAAUGUUUUUGAGAUGGUAAUUACACCAGAGAUGGAAUAUCCAAUGGUGUGUGUUUCCGUCAAACAGGCGUAUCAACAAAAUAAAUUAAAGUUAGACCUAAUCAACAUGAAUUCUGGAGCAAGCUGGUUCCACAGUGAUGAGUUGGAAGACAUGGAUGGUUCUGCUACCGUCAUUCCAAGAAGAGAAAAUCUUCAAGUGAUCAAUGUGAUACAGCUCGAAAAAGAUGCAAUAUUAGUAUGCUACGACAACUUAAUUAAGGUCGUGACACUACAAGGUAAACCACGUGUGAGCAAAAAGCAGAUCUCCGAACUUCAUUUCCACUUUCAAAUCGAAUCCAUCAUUUGUUUACCGGACAGUGUACUAGCAUUCCAUAAGCACGGCAUGCAAGGCAGAAGUUUUAAAAAUGGCGAUGUGACGCAAGAAAUCAUUGAUCCAAGCAGAACAUACAGAUUACUUGGUUCUGAUAAGGUUGUGAUGCUGGAAAGUCACUUGGUUCACACAGGAACAUUGACAGAGUCCGAAGGGGCAGACUUGUACAUACUCGCAGGACACGAAGCCAGCUAUUAGCCUAGCACCUAGCUAAUUUAUUCUAGCUACAAGCAGCACGACUAUAGCAAGUAAAUAAAUAAUUUUCUUGGGCCACAAUUCAUUCAAACGAUUUUCUAGAAUUCAUGUAAACUACAGUGACUAUAGCAGAGAUGCUGCUUCAUCAAUUAAGCCUUGCCAAAUUUUUUUUCACAAGCCACCUAUAACACAAUAACCAUUCAUUAUUGAUCAUACAUUGUCAUCUUUAAUGAUUUACAUUCAGUUUGGUAAGGUAUUGGGCAGCUGAUUGUCCUGUCGCGCUUCUGAUAUAGAUUCAAUCAAUUUGUGUAGCGCUUCGAAAAAUUUAAUAGCUUAUUGUAUACUGUACAUAAUUUUUUAUAGAACGAAUAUCAGCGCCUGAUUAUUUUUAUACUUCAUCCCAUUGAUCAGAAACAAAGUCUGGUUUCAAUUGAAUUUUCACUAGCAAUAUAAGUGCUCUGUGUUGCGUUAGUUGAUUAUAUUACCUAGUCUGCAAAUCUCUACUCAGUCCCUAGGGUCUACUGAUCAAUUGUUAGAGUAGCAGUAUAGUUACUAUUUAAUUGAAACACUUGUCGAUUUAUGACUAGUAUUUGAUUCAUCAACGUAGAAGAGACAACAGAAGCUUUAUUUCGUGGAGUGUUUCGUACUAUAAUUAUUGCGAUGAAUAUCGUUAUUAUUAGUAACUGAUGAUGAUCGUCAUGGUCUUGGAAGACGUGUAGAUCAAAGUAAUGUGAUGUGAUCAGCUUCAAGACUGGGAUAAACGUAAGAUCCAUAUUGAAGUUAUAAUUUCUUGUUGCUAAGUAAAUAAGACAAAGUAAGAGUACCGGACAGUGAAGAGAGUAUAUUGAAUAUUAAUUAUCAGUAAAACAACAUCCAUUCUCAUGUGCUCUUCUGUUUAGUCUUGUACUCUUAGGUUGUUGGGCACCAAAGUUUUUGUUAUAAAAUACAAAAUUUGCCGAUAUAAUUGAAUUCUAAGAAAGGAAAUAACUAUUACAGAACCAUUCGUUGUUCUGAUAUUACAAUUUUGAAUGUAAAUAGGAUGCACGGAAAAAAAUGAAGAAAGUAUUAUAUAAUUAAAAAUUUCAUUCAUUUAUUGUAUGUAAGGUUUGACUGCUUACAGUUUCAUGCUAAAUCAUAGAAUAUAAUACAUAAGACUUUGCAGGUAUUUACAAGUGAUGUAGGAUAUACUCUCAGAAAACGGAACAGGAAAGAUUCAGACCCCGAGAACGUGACUAUAGUGUAAGUGAAAUUAAAUCGUAUGCCGAAAAGGACUCCUACACUCCUUGAACUAUGCAGUCCUUGUGAGAUUUAGGUCUUAAAUUGCCAGUCAAAAUUUAUUAAAAAAAAAAAUCAAGGUUGCAGUAUGAAUUUCAAAAAUUUAUCGACUUACCAGUUUCUCUGGUAUACAUUUAACCUUUUGAGGUAAUAUGCUAACUAUUGAUUAAUUAGAAACAAAAUAUUUUAUAACAUAGCUGACUCGUUGGUUGCAAUCAUCGCAAAGUUGAAACAAACAGAUGACAAACCUCGUUAUUCAUUCGUUUGCGUUCCAUUUUGCACUUAAUAAUUAUUCUAAUGCGUGAGUUGUCCCUAAUUCGCAAUGGUAUCGAACAUAUCGUCGAAAAAUCCGUUUGUUUCAGCUUAUAAGAUGGUGACAAUGAGCAAGAAUUAGUAAUAAUAAUUCUGUAAUAUAAUAACUAAAGUAACUUACCUCGUGUCGCAAACACCAAAUUAAAAAUACUCAAUCAAACUUUGCAUUAAUCAAAUCAGUGUAAUACAUUGUAUUAGUACACUCAUGUUAGGGCAAGCGAUGUAUGUUUUUGAAGAAUGAAACGAAACAAACGUUGAGAGUAGAAAAAAAAAGUCUUCCUAAGUGUUUAAAUUUGAAAAAAAAGAGUUCCGAAACGUGCUGAAUUUGGCUAUUAAAAAUAUUCACUUAUGUUACUUCUUCAAGUAUUUUAAUCAUAUUCCAUAACUAAAAACAAUUCGUACGCACAACUCAUCUAUUUUCAACAUUGUACCUCCCUAGUUUCAUCAUUUGCUGUGUUAAGCUUUUAGAGAAAAUGAUCCAAUGUUGUUCUUUUCAUCUGUUCGAACUAUUCUUAAUCAUAUAAUCGAUUUUUCAUUUAUCACAAAGACAAUAAUCAUUCACACUACACAAUGUAUAAUACCCAUGUCUGAAGUGUUUGACUUGUAAGUUAAACGUUGUUUAAAGUGUAGCGAGACAUGGAUUGAAAAAUAAAAGAAGAAAAUUAAAGAAAUACAGCUAGGGACCGGAGCAUCCCUGUAGUGAUUUAUAGCUGCUGAAAAUCCUGCUGGUCGAUCUUUGUGACGCUCUGAUAAUUAUAAAAAAAAAAAACAAAUUAAUACCCAGUUGUCGUUAAAAAAAUAAAAAAAUAAUAUUUUAUAAAAAAAAAAAAAAAAAAAAAAAAAAAAAAAAAUUGUAGCCCAGAAUAUGAGAGUAAAAAAAAAUGAAAAAAAUAAAACAAUAAAAAUAUUUUAUCAACUUUUAAGUGACGCUCUAAGCAUGCGCGUCAAACAUAUCCAUAUUUUGCUCAUGACCACGAACGUUGAAAUAUUCUCUUAUACAAUCACAUUGAUCCAGAAAAUUAUUAGCAAAUAAUUAAUGUUACUAACUGGAACACAUAGCAAUUUAUAUCAGAUUUCUCGAUAGAUUAUUCAUAGUUGAUAAAUAGGGCAAUUAGUGCAGCAAUGGAAAUGUACGUACCUGUCCGAAUCGACCAGAUAGCUGGUUUUGCUUUCUAACACAAAUUUUACAUCACAUUUAUCUCAUGAUUGUUUAUUGUAUUUUUGAACUCUGACACGAAUCAAGGUAGUUUUAUCGAAUAAAAAAAUGAGUUUUCAAUUCCUCAAUUCAAAGCAGGAAUUAGUAAUUAGUAAUCAGCAGGAUUCAAAUAUUUCAAAGUUGAAUACAAAAAUAUUUUCGAGAAGCAAAACCAUAGCGAAUACAAAAGAGAAUUCUAUAUUUAAUAAUCGCGCAAGUCGUAUACAGAAAAAUUAAUUUGUAUAGCAGUUGAAUGAGAGUAAAAAUACCGAAAUUAAGAUAGGAAUAAAAUUGAAAAUUUUUCUAGAGGUAUUUUAAACGCUAAAAUAAAAGAACUAAAUCAUAAACUUCAUACCUACAUAGCUCGUUGUUAUAGCUGAGACUUUAGCUAAGCAGGAUACGAAAAAAAUAGAAAUCAUAGACAUGUCUUACAUACAAAAUACAAACAUAGAUAUGAGAUUUAAAACCAUACACCACGUAUGGUAUUAGAGAUUAUGGUAUAUUAUACAAAACUUUGCUCUGAUCAUUGGAGAAACAUCACGCAAGUAAUAGGGCAUCAAAUGAACCUGAUAUCGAAUCUCACCGAUGACAAACUCGAACCAUUUUGUGAAUAUAUUACCUGAUGAGUAGUUGAAUACCGGGUUGAGUUAGGUAUGUAUGAAUAAAUAAAUUAGCUGCUAAACGCCCCAAUAACAAAAUUUAAAAAAUAAAAAAACAAACAUUAAUUACACUCAUAAAUAUAGUACAUACAUUUAGAGAUUCUACGUGCAUUCAUGUAAUUUCGACUAAUAUAUUCUCAACAUUCGUCAAAUCCUGAAUCGAUAGUACAGUACCGAUGGUUCUUCGUCCUGUACUUUGAAAGAUUUAAAAAAAAAAAAAAAAAAAAAAAAAAAAAAAAAAAAAACUAACAAUGUAGGAAAAAGAGAAAGAAACAACAUUCUAGAGGUAAAAACCAUUGAAUUAUUAGUAAUAAUUAUACUAUAAUCGAAUAAAUAACGGAUCUGUAUAUAAUGUCUGUAUCAUAUUGGAUUAUUAUACAAAAAUAAUUUAGUUUUCAGAUGGUAUAAAAUAUUCGUUAUCCA
This is a messenger RNA of Athalia rosae (coleseed sawfly), 6859 nucleotides long. It is a transcript of the gene hppy, whose product is annotated as mitogen-activated protein kinase kinase kinase kinase 5. NCBI's taxonomy places the organism in Eukaryota, Metazoa, Arthropoda, Insecta, Hymenoptera, Athaliidae. The transcript has 21 exons. Gene Ontology annotation, biological process: protein phosphorylation. The coding region runs from base 161 to 2998 and encodes 945 amino acids. The record is from RefSeq and is a predicted model, not a curated record. Gene Ontology annotation, molecular function: MAP kinase kinase kinase kinase activity; ATP binding.